This is a messenger RNA of Bacillus rossius redtenbacheri, 1838 nucleotides long. RefSeq lists its product as uncharacterized. The transcript has 2 exons. The record is from RefSeq and is a predicted model, not a curated record. Bases 122 to 1351 code for a protein of 409 amino acids. Lineage: Eukaryota; Metazoa; Arthropoda; Insecta; Phasmatodea; Bacillidae.
AUCAUUUCAAGAUUGUAUUUUGUAUUGAACCAGAGCCUAUUUGGUUCGUCUAAACAUCUUGGUUAACGUAUAGUUGUGGGCGAAAAUUCUUACAAAAUCGAUCGUUUAUUGAAAGUAAAUAAUGGAUAAAAAGGAAAGAACGUUAACUGCAAGCGAGCUAGAGAAACUGCUCGGGAUGGAAGUUACUAAACUCUCCAUUAAGAGACUGACUGCUCCCGGCGAUAAUUACGGAAGCGUCAUGCUGGCGGUCGACGCGGUGCUGAAGUCCGGGCGUAACUUGGCACUCGUGGCGAAGAUGUUCCCCACGGACGAGAUGGGGCAGAAAGUUUUCCAGAGCCCGACGUCGAUGAAGAAGGAGAUCGAAGUGUACCAGAUCAUCAGCCCCGAGUACGAGCGGAUACAGGAGGAGCAGCUGGUGCCUCCCUCGCAGAGGCUGCACGCCUUCUGCGACUGUCCUGGCGCGCGGCUGUCCCUGGAGGACCACCAGGCCGAGGACCAGCUGGCCGACCAGGACUCCGUGCUGCUGCUGGAGAACCUCAGGGUGCAGGGCUACCGCACCGGGGACCGCGUCGUCGGAGCCAGUCUGCAGAGGACGCAGUUCGUGCUGGAGCGCCUGGCCAAGUUCCACGCCACCGCAGUGGCCAUCAAGAUCAAGAAGCCCCUGCUGUUCAGGAACAAGCUGCUCAAGGUCCUCGCGCCUUUCAAGAUAAAAGGUGGCACCAAGGAAGAGGAUGAAACGCGUAACAAGAAGUUUCUUGAAAGUUUACAAACCAUUCCAGCGUGUAACAGAAACAUCGAUGCCCUGAGAGAAUUAAUGACGAAAAACCUGGAAUUUACUCACAGCGAUAAGUUUAUACCAAUAAGGGAACCUUUCGCUACUUUCGCGCAUUUCGAUUUUUGGACCAACAAUAUGAUGUUCAAGUUUCGAUCUGAAACAGAUGAAGAACCCAUCGAUUUCAAAAUUGUUGAUUUCCAAGUAAGCCAGUACGGGUCACCCGUGUCAGAUAUUAUGUUAUUCUUGUUCACAAGUACUGAAACAGGGGUAGUUUCCGAACAUAUAGAUAGUCUCCUAGAACUUUAUCAUCGUGUUUUCGUAGAUUGGCUGGAAGUUUUGGGUUGUGAAACCAAAAAAUUUUCAUUUGAAAAAUUUAUGGAAGAAGUGAACAUCGUUGCUCCUGAAACAUUGAUGCAGAUCAUUUACAUGUUGAUGCCCAUCACUUUUAACAAAGAUCAGAUUGAAACUAUGGGGGAAGGUGUGCCUAAUGAUGACAGACCAGUAGAAUUUAAUGACGUGUACAUUGUUAAAUUGUCUGAAGCAAUAAACACUUACGAAGUAAAAAAAUGGCUGUGAAAUAGUGCAUAUAGUAAGUGAGGAAGCUGCAUUGAGAAAUUAUACUUAAAUAUGUUCUUUAUUUAGAGAUAUUUAAGCUAUCUUUAAAUAAGUUUAUAUUGCUUAAAAUCAAAAUAAAUAUAAUAUUUUUCGUGCGCAUACAUAAAAAUAUGACAUUAAAUAGUUCUGAGUAAUAAAAUGCAAGCUUUUCUCAAAACAUUGCAUGCCAUGUCUCAUUGAACAGUGUAAUAUAUGAAUACUAUGCGGUAUGCGCAUACAUUCAAAUUCGCCUUUAAAUGGUUCUGAGUAAUAAAAUGCAUACUUUUUCUCAAAACAUUGCAUGUCAUGUUUCACGGGGCAAAAUGUGGAUACUUAUAUUGCCUGUUUCAGUCAAAAAAAUAAUGAAUGAAAUUCAUUAUUAGCUAUUUCUAAGCUUACGAAUUUUAUAUUUAUAGCACUUCAUCCUACAAUCUGUAUAUAUGACCAAAUUAAAAUUUAUUUCGUAAAA